This is a messenger RNA of Linnemannia hyalina, 1200 nucleotides long. The record is from the annotation of a GenBank genome assembly. NCBI's taxonomy places the organism in Eukaryota, Fungi, Mortierellomycota, Mortierellomycetes, Mortierellales, Mortierellaceae.
AUGUCAACGGCCACCAACUCGCCCAAGGGCAAAAACUCCACCGCCCCCUCUGCAACCACCACCACAAACAACAACACCCCAUCUACAGGAAAUGGCUCUAAUGCAGCCGACACCACUUCCGGCAAAGCCAACACCCAGGCCGCCACGGCCGAUGACAUCAAAUACAAGCGCAAGUACAAGGACUUGAAGAAACGGAUAAGAGACAUUGAAGAUGACAAUGAUGUACUCAACAUUAAAUUGAGCCGUGCCCGAAAGAACAUUCACCGCCUGAGAGUUGAGCGAAGGAACGCCGUUCGAUCCAGAACACCACCCUCGCGUGGAUCAUCCGUCGCCGGAUCAAUCCACCACAGCGCUUCGUCCUCCCUCGGAGGCAAUCUAGACCCAUCCCAGUCUGUGCAUCUCUCGCCUCCGGGAAAGAAGGCGGUCAAGAAAAGACGUAAGGAUCCCCUUGCUCCCAAGCGUCCCUCCAAUGCCUUCUUCAUCUUUUCACAGCAGCAUCGGCAGCAGGCGAGGGAGGAGAAAAAGGAAGGAAACCAGAGCGAACUCACCAAAUUCUUGGGACUGCAAUGGAAGUCAAUGCCCACAACCGAGAAAAAGAUUUACUCUGAGUUGGCAAUUCAGGAUAGACAGCGUUACCUGGAUGAAAUGUCGCAAUACCAACACGAGAACAAACCUGCACAAAAUGGACCGGAUGACAGUACACCGACCAAGAAGAAGCCUGGCAAGCCAGGACGACCACCUAAGGCGGCCAAGGCAAUGACGACUUUAGCAUCUGCAACGACCAAAGCAACGUCAGGAACGAAUGGCCCUUCGGCCAAGAGCAAGAUGGGUAUUCAGGCGAUGGUGAAUGAUGACCAGGAAGGCGACGACUUGACUUCGCCCGAUGAGGAAGACGAUGUCCGCAUGGAUGGCUCCGAGGAGGAUCACGAGGAUGAGGAUGAUGAUGACGAUGAGGACGAAGAGCUCGAGCAUGAUAACGAGCCUGAGCAUGAACAAGAAGAGGAUGAAGAAGAAGAGGAGGAAGGUGAAUCUCAUGAUGAGUUAGAGAAUAGACAUGAAGGCAAGACCAAUGGCCAUCAUGUCGCCACCAAUGGAGCAGGCCACGCGCAUGUGGAUGGAGGAUAUGGCGAUGAUGUGGAUAUGGUUGAUGCUCAUCGAGCCCACCCUGGUGCUUCACACAGCCUCGUCGUCAGCGCCUAA